UGAAUAUGGAGUGGCCGAAUGAAACGAUCGCCGAAUUUUUAACUUUGUAUGAAGGCGAACCCUCUCUGUGGAAUUCGAAAAAUGCGGAGCAUAAAAACAAAAACGACCAGCAUGAUGCCUGGCUGCGAAUUAAACAGAAUUUAAAAGGUGGUACCAUACCGUUACAAGAAAUUAAAAAGAAAAGGGAUUCUUUAAUGGGAACCUAUAGAAAAUUAAGAAGUAAAGUUUGCCAAUCAAUAAAGUCUGGCAGCGGUGCUGAUGAAAUCUAUAAGCCUGACUGGCCAUUUUAUAAUGUGAUGGCCCAAUUUUUGAAUGAUGUGUAUACUCCAAAGAAAACGAAGGAUUCUGAGGUCACUGACGACAUAGAAGAAAUAGAAGAUAACCGUGAUUUAGAUGCCUCUGAAGAUAGUAAACAGGAUGAUGAAGAAUCAGUUCAAUUUAAAAGACCAAAACCUCUUCCUAAAAAACGUGCUAAAAAUAUUGAUAUAGAAAAUAAAAUGAACGAAGCAUACGACUAUAUAAAACAAAUGACUCAAAAACCCCAAAUCCCGCAAGAUGAAUGUUCAUUAUACACACAAUUAUUGUGCAAAAAAUUGAGAGGCUUACCAGAAAAUACACGUGAAAUAGCGAUGUUGGAAAUUGAUAGAUUGAUUUUCAAUCUGAAGCAAAAAGAACUAUCGUCAAACCCACAUGCACAAAUACUAAUCAACCCACCACAGCCCACGAAUUUUGGACAUUCCGGCAAUCUCUACUAUCAGCCAUCCACAUCCUACCAUCCAUAUCCUUCUCCACAGCAAUCCCCAACCUAUCAUCCAUCGCCUUCUUCACAGUCAUCCCCAAACUAUCAUCCAUCGCCUUCUCCACAGCAAUCCCCAACCUAUCAUCCAUCGCCUUCUUCACAGUCAUCCCCAAACUAUCAUCCAUCGCCUUCUCCACAGCCAUCCCCAACCUAUCAUCCAUCGCCUUCUUCACAGCCAUCCCCAACCUAUCAUUCAUUAUCUUCUCCACAGCCAUCCCCAAACUAUCCAUCUCCACAGCUGUCGCAAGUCGAAACAUCAGCUUCGCAAAGUCUAUUAAAAGAUUUCUAUGAAGAGGAGGGUAGUAAUUUAGUUUAA
Acanthoscelides obtectus is the source of this 1115-nucleotide messenger RNA. The record is from the annotation of a GenBank genome assembly. Lineage: Eukaryota; Metazoa; Arthropoda; Insecta; Coleoptera; Chrysomelidae.